AUGUGCUGCCUGAAACCCAGAGGAGUGACUUAUCAGGACGCGCUCAAAAUGUCUUCUUCCUCAAGCGAGGUCAUUAGUGCCGAUGAGAUCAAGAGGGAGAAUCGUGGGAGUGUCAAGCUGUCAGUGCUGGACCCCGCGGAGUUGCCGAUGGAGAAUGCCGAACUUUUGGACUGCUCACCGGCCUCCCUGGCCUUCUCCCCCGAGCAGGUUGCAUGCGUCUGCGAAGCGCUGCUGCAGGGUGGGAACGUGGAGCGCCUGGCCAGGUUCCUCUGGUCACUGCCGCAGAGUGACCUGCUGCGGGGGAACGAAAGCAUCCUGAAAGCGCAAGCGAUAGUCGCGUUCCACCAGGCCCGCUACCAAGAGCUCUACUGCAUUCUGGAGAACCACAGUUUCAGUCCGUCAAACCACUCGUCUCUGCAGGAUAUGUGGUACAAGGCGCGCUACAUCGAAGCGGAGAAGGCGCGGGGCAGACCGCUGGGUGCAGUGGACAAGUAUCGCUUACGCAGGAAAUAUCCUCUGCCUCGGACUAUCUGGGACGGAGAGGAGACCGUGUAUUGUUUCAAAGAGAGGUCUAGGAACGCGCUGAAGGAUAUGUACAAGCGGAACCGGUACCCAUCUCCAGCCGAGAAACGAAAUCUGGCCAAAAUGACAGGACUCUCUCUGACGCAGGUCAGCAACUGGUUCAAAAACAGGAGGCAGAGAGACAGAAAUCCAUCCGAGGCGCAGUCAAAAAGUGAGUCAGAUGGCAAUCACAGUACAGAAGAUGAGUCCAGUAAAGGUCAAGAGGACUUGUCACCACGUCCCCUCUCCAGCGGCUCUUCGAGCUCAAUCGCACACGGAACAGCCCCCCCUACGGUUUACUCGGAUGGAGGAACAACCGUCAUCCAACAAAUUGGAGAUGUCAAAAUGCCUUCACACGUAGCUGGAGGAAUGAGUUUUAACGGUGAUCUAGCAAGUGUGAAUGCUCACUACAUCAACGGUGGAGCCUAUGUUCAGUCACACAGUAGCAAUGCUCUCCUGAAUGGACUUGGAGCCACGAGUGGCCAUUUCUUGACCUUUGAUCCCCAGAGGGUCUCCCAUCACAGUCAGGAGAGGCUGUUAGGUGGGUCUUCUGUGUCUUAUGCUCCGUUCUCAAUGGGGGUUUCUGAAACUGCUUCUGGAAAGCUGGAGGCCAUGCAGACUCUGGUUUCCAAUGCUGAAGAUGGAGUCAUUUCUUCAGUGGUCUCCUUCGCUUCGGCCCCCUCCACUCCAUCCACUACCUCAGGAGGCCUUCAUCUCAGCAGUUACAGUGUGGUCAAUCUCCCUGGAAGUGAAACCACCAUGGGGCUUCCUCCUUUAAUGCUGCCCCCAUCCACAACAUCAACCACUCAUGGCUCUGCUCCUUUGGGGAACGUGGUCAGUGACUCUCCUCAACACUCGAGCCAAACCCUGCUUUACACCCAGACUGUGAAGCAGGAGCCUUUGGAUGUGUCUGGAAGCUACACUUAUCCUUCUGAAAUGCCCCUGGACCAAGGCAGCAACCUGGGCUACACAGCCUCCCUUUUCCUUUCUUCUUCCUCUACCGGUGGUUCACUUCCCCCUACAGUCACAGCCACAGCCGAGGUACACCACACUCUGAAUCAAGCAGGACGUGGCCUUCAAGAGGACAGUGUAGCCCUGUCUUCAGACUACAGGUCUCAAGAUGUUCAGCUGCCCAACAGCCUGCAAGUUGUGUCUAGGGCAGGAGAAGGUCCAAUCAGGGUUGUUUGUGGGGAUCUGGACAUGGAAGGGAAAGAGCUGGCCAAGCUGCAGACUGUACAGAUGGACGAUGAUGGAAGUGACCUAUGAUUAUAUCAUUAGCAACGAAGAGCUGCAUUUCACUGGUUUUGUCACGCCGCAUUGUGCCCUUACGGACCCUGCAAGCACAAAUCAUUUUCAAAUGAACCCUGAUGAUGGAUAUAAAAUGCGAACAGUGCCUUCCUGUCCUCAGAUAUCCCAACUUGCACUAAGAGGGCUGCAGAAUGUACCAGGCAAUGCACUGACCUUCUGAAGAUUAUUUACAUGCACUGUCUUUACUCUCACCUCAUAAAAAAUGUACGAAAAGACCAGUUAAAAAGCACAAAUGUGCUCUGAAUCAAAAAAUGCAGCUUUAUAAUGAUUGUUUUCUUUUAACAAGAUUUUAUUGAAGCACAGAUGCAUUUUUUGUUGUUGUUGUUGUUUAUGCUCUUUUGUAUUUAAAUUCUUUGAGUGUGACGAUGCAAAUUUGAUAAAGGUUAUUUUGUUAUGUUGGA
Molecule: messenger RNA, 2270 nt
Organism: Onychostoma macrolepis
Lineage: Eukaryota; Metazoa; Chordata; Actinopteri; Cypriniformes; Cyprinidae
Gene: six4b
Product: SIX homeobox 4b
Exons: 3
Coding region: 1-1827 (608 amino acids)
Biological process (GO): regulation of transcription by RNA polymerase II
Cellular component (GO): nucleus; transcription regulator complex
Molecular function (GO): DNA-binding transcription factor activity, RNA polymerase II-specific; RNA polymerase II cis-regulatory region sequence-specific DNA binding
Source: RefSeq, a predicted model, not a curated record